Molecule: messenger RNA, 3134 nt
Organism: Cuscuta campestris
Lineage: Eukaryota; Viridiplantae; Streptophyta; Magnoliopsida; Solanales; Convolvulaceae
Source: the annotation of a GenBank genome assembly
GGCUGCAGCCGCCGAUGAACAGUUCACGGUUACACUUGACAUUCUUCUGAAACUAGGAGCUCCCACAUUUUGGCCCUAAAUUAUACAGAGUACUCGGGGUAUUUCGUAGAAGUAGUUAGCAUUUUAACCAUUUGAUAUUUCAUGCCAAAACCCUCAUUCUCAAAUCGCUCCGGAACUCGGAUCAUCAUCACCCUCGAAUCGCAUGAAAUAGGCGAACUGAACGCCUGAACUGGCUUAGGCUUUCGUAGCAGAUUCGAGUUUUUAAAGAUAUGUAUAUAUUGGGCAUCUGCAAUUGCUAGCAUUGGACGAAUUACAUCAGGUAAAACUUUGUGGAGUUCAUAUAGGGGCAUGAUCACCGGAAUAAAAAAUGACUGGUCCCGGAGAUAGCAUACAAAAGAGUCUUCAAAUGGUUACACAUACAGAUGAUGAUGUAGAAGUGCUGCCCGUGGAUAGAGAUGGCGGGAUUUGUCAGUCCCGUAAAAGGGUCGUCAUUGCAUCUGAAGAAAAAAUGACAGAUUUUGAGCUGCAUGACGGUAUUGAGUUUGAAUCCCAUGAAGUUGCGUAUUCUUUUUAUCAAGAGUAUGCGAAAUCAAUGGGAUUCACAACCUCAAUAAAAAACAGCCGCCGGUCAAAGAAGUCAAAAGAGUUUAUCGAUGCUAAAUUUGCUUGUUCUAGAUAUGGAGUGACACCAGAGGCCGAAGGUUGCAGCAGCAGUAGUAGACGCCCCACGGUGAAAAAGACAGAUUGCAAAGCAAGCAUGCAUGUCAAAAGAAAGAGAGAUGGGAAUUGGUACAUUCAUGAAUUCGUAAAGGAGCAUAAUCAUGAGCUCCUUCCAGCCCUAGCGUAUCAUUUUAGAAUUCAUAGGAACGUAAAACUAGCUGAAAAAAAUAAUAGUGAUAUUCUUCAUGCUGUAAGUCAACGAACGAGAAAGAUGUAUGUUGAAAUGUCAAGACAAACGGGUGGGAACCUAACUCUAGACUUUAUGGGGAAUAGCCUGAAUAGCCAGUUUAAUAGAGGGCAUCGCCUAGGGUUAGCAGAGGGAGGUGCACAGCUUAUUCUUGAGUAUUUCAUGCAUAUACAGAAAGAGAACCCGACUUUCUUUUAUGCCGUUGAUCUUAAUGAGGAUCAGCGUCUAAGGAACCUAUUCUGGGUUGAUGCCAAGAGCAGGGUAGAUUUUGUUAAUUUUAGUGAUGCUGUUUUUCUUGAUACCAGUUAUAUCAAGAGCAAUGAAAAGACUCCACUUGUCCUUUUUGUUGGAGUGAAUCAUCACUUCCAGCCUAUGUUACUUGGAUGUGCAUUGGUAGUGGAUGAGAGCAAACAAACAUUUGUUUGGUUAAUGAAGACAUGGCUCAGAGCAAUGGGUGGACAGCCUCCUAAAGUAAUAAUAACUGACCGAGACAAAGCUCUCAAAUCAGCUGCGGAAGAAGUUUUCCCUUCUUCAGGUCAUUACUUUGCUCUCUGGCAUGUAAUUGAAAGGCUUCCUGAAAUUCUCUCUCAUGUUAUAAAGCGGCGUGAUGAUUUUCUAGGAAAAUUCACCAAGUGCAUAUUUAAGUCAUUGACAGAUGAACAGUUUGAUAUGAGAUGGUGGAAGAUGGUGACCAGAUUUGAGUUACAAGAAAAUGAAUGGAUCCGUUUGUUGUAUGAAGACCGUACCAAUUGGGUCCCAAUUUUCACGAGAGGUGCCUUUUUGGCUGGAAUGUCUACGAGUCAACGAUCUGAAAGUCCUGUCUCUUUCUUUGACAAAUACAUCCACAAGAAGAUUACUCUUAAUGAGCUUUUGAAACAAUAUGGAAUCAUUCUGCAGAAUAGCUAUGAAGAGGAAGCCAUAGCAGAUUUUGAUACAUUGCACAAACAACCUGCAUUGAAAUCUCCUUCACCAUGGGAGAAGCAAAUGUCAACAAUUUAUACACACGCAAUAUUCAAGAAAUUUCAGGUUGAGGUUCUGGGGGUUGUUGGAUGCCACCCGAAGAGAGAAGGUGUAAAUGGAGAAAACAUAAUGUUCAGAGUUGAUGACUGUGAAAAGGAUGACAGUUUUAGUGUGACAUGGAAUGAGGCAAAAUCAGAGGUUUCCUGUUCUUGCCUCCUAUUUGAAUACAAAGGGUUCCUUUGCAGACAUGCAAUGGUUGUUCUUCAAAUGUGUGGUCUAUCAAGCAUACCAUUGCAAUAUAUAUUGAAGAGGUGGACUAAAGAUGCCAAAAAUAGACACUUGACAGUUGAAGGAAGUGAAAGGGCUCAAACAAGGGUGCAAAUGUACAACAGUCUGUGUGAACGGGCCAUUGAAUUGGGUGAAGUAGGUUCUUUGUCCGAAGAGAGUUACAAUAUAGCAUUCCGGGUACUGGACGAAGCUCUAAAGAACUGUGUAAAUGUUAAUAACAGAACUGGUAUAGGAUGUAGCAGUAAUAUUGCUGUCAUUCGUGAUGUAGACGAAGAGAACCAAGGAUCUCAUGGCACCAGAACAACUAAGAAGAAGAGCGUGACAAAGAAAAGAAAGGUACAAUCUGAGCCCGAACUUGCAAUUGUGGACACUCAUGACGGUAUGCACCAGGAUAACCUUACCUCAGAUGAUAUGACCCUGAGUGGAUAUUAUGGAGCACAACAGAACGUGCAAGGACUGAUACAGCUAAAUUUGAUGGAGCGACCUAAUGAUGCUUAUUAUGUCAGCCCACAGAAUAUCCAGGGACUGGGGCAACUUACCUCAAUUGCACCAGGUCAUGAUGGGUUUUUUGGGUCUCAACAAUGCAUGCCUAUGCUGGGGCAUCUGGAUUACAGGCCAAGGUUUGGAUACAGCUUGCAGGAUGAGCCUAACACGACAUCUGCUCAGUUGCAUUGCGACAAUAUUUCCCAUACGUGAGGAAAUCAAUGAUGUAGUGCUCUCUCAGGCAAGAUUUUUUGCAAACAAAGUAUUAGGAUAUGUUUGGAAUGCAGAAAAUGCCAGGGGAAGAAAAUAGGGAGGACAAUAUAGUGGAACUUUUGAAAUAAUGAAAAUUUGGGGAAAAUGAUUUGAUUCUUCGUGUAUAUAUGCAAGCUCAAUUUUAGUUUUUAGUAAUACCUGAGAGUAGAUUCCCUAUUAAUUUGGCACCUUUUCUGGGAUUUCUUAUAUAGUUUUAUGAUCAUGAUAAACAGAACUAAUUGAA